AUGGCGGCUGAAAGAAACAAUACACAGUCUGGCUCUGCUCUCACUCUUUCCUGUCACCUGUCUCCUGAAAUUAGUGCUGUUUCCAUGGAGAUCAGGUGGUUUAAGGGGACGGACUGUGUUUGUCUCUAUAAGAACAGGCAGGUGACAGAGGGGAGGGGCUACGAGGGAAGAGUGAGUCUGUUCACUCAGGAGCUGCAGAGAGGAAACGUCUCCUUACAGAUCAGAGACUGUAGAGACUCAGAUAGUGGAGAUUAUCUGUGUCAGGUCACCAAUGGAGACACAACAGAGGAGUAUACAGUAGGAGUAACAAGAGACAUAGAAUGGACAGAAGAGGAGAGACUCAAAAUGAAGGAGUCUGUUCUGCUGAUUGAAAAGUCCCUUUCCAGAGUCAGUGUGAGUUCUGGUGAUUCCCUGGCUGAAGGUUCUAGCUCAGCAUCUGCACAGACCUCUUAUGAUGAACAUUUUUCCAUGGCUGCUGCUGAGGGGUUCAGUCCUGAAAUGCACCAUAACUUGUACAGGUUUUUAUGUCCUCAUGCUGGUCAGUUUCAGUGUAGUGAGACCCACCUUGUGUUUGAGAUGGAGGGGAAAGGGGAGGUGCUGUAUAAAAUAGAGCCCUGGGACCCCCAUUUCUUGGACGGUUUAGGUCAGAUGCAGCCUGCCGGACCUCUAUACAGUAUUGACUGCUUUGAAGGUUCACUGAGUCAUCUGCUCCUCCCACACUGUGAGAUACAAUAUGACUGUAAUUUUUUUUUUCAGGUUGUGGUGGCACAUUUCACUGGUGAUAAUACAGAAAUCAUACAGCCACUGAAUGUGACAAACACACAUGUUAUUAUUAACAUCCAAGGCCUUUCCCUCUUUGGACUUCUAAAGAAAAUGAUUUUACAUCCCAGUCCCAUAAACGCCCAAGUGCUGCUCUUCUAUAAAGAAAUAAUGGACAAGCAAAGGAGGAAACAACUAAACAUUCACUUACUGCCAGGGAAUGUUCCAGAUAAAGAGGUGAAGGAUAAGCAUGAAGAUGUCAUGUAUUUUAAGACCAGCUCCACAUGCAAACUCAUCCCUGGAAGAAGGUACAGGCCACUCUGUGACCCCUAUGUUUCUGAACCAAAGGUUGCCAUAUUUGAGCGUGACUAUGGCCCAAACUAUCACCCCACGUUUGUGGUGUUCCUGCAGGCUGAGGAGGCUACACUGAGUCUCUUAGAUAAAGAUGACAUGGAGGUGUGGGAACCUCAUCAGAUCCUUCUAGCAACUGAAAAACCUGGUUACAGUACAGAGACAAGCCCACUUAGAAUGGAAGCAGGAGCUGCAUUUGUGGAUGAACACAGAGCACAGCUCAUUCAGAGAGUUUCCUCAGUGAUGGAGAUGGUGGACUGUUUACACAGUAAAAACAUGAUCACUGCUGAAAUGUAUAGCAACAUACAAAAUGCAACACCAUCUCAGAAACAAAUGAGGAUCUUGUACAGAGUUCUUGACUCAGGAGGAAAAUCUGUGAAAGCAGAAUUCUAUAAAGUUCUUAAAGUGAAGCAGCCUUUCUUAGUGGACGAACUGGAGGUCCUGUAG
Colossoma macropomum (tambaqui) is the source of this 1557-nucleotide messenger RNA. Its product is annotated as NACHT, LRR and PYD domains-containing protein 1b allele 2-like. NCBI's taxonomy places the organism in Eukaryota, Metazoa, Chordata, Actinopteri, Characiformes, Serrasalmidae. The transcript is spliced from 11 exons. Gene Ontology annotation, biological process: regulation of apoptotic process; inflammatory response; innate immune response. The record is from RefSeq and is a predicted model, not a curated record. Bases 1 to 1557 code for a protein of 518 amino acids.